AUGGCCUCGUUUUGGCGUCACUUUUUGCUCCUUUCGCUCGUGACGAGCGCUGUCUUUACUCAAUGUCCCAAUGGGGGUUACGGAGUACCGAACGAGAACGUCUGCGUCUAUUUGUUCCCCGACGCCGAUUUCUACUAUGACGUCAUUCACAAGUGCGCGACGGUGGGCGGGAUUCCGGCAAAAGUCGUGAACAUCUACGAGAAUAGCUUCAUCUAUGCCCUCGUUUCAUCGCUAACGCAGAAAAGCUCGUUCAUCGGAGUCGAGAAACUGAUCAACGGCACCUGGACAUACGCCGAUGGGACCCCGUUGAGUUAUCAGAACUGGGCUGACGGAGAGCCAAAACUAAAAAACAACACGAGUCAAUGUGUGUUGAUGGAUGGGGGAAGUGGGAAGUGGAUGACGACCGAUUGUUCGACAGGCCAACCGUUCAUUUGCACUGUCGGCAACGAAAAACCGCCCCAGCAAAAAUGUGCCGAUGGAUGGGUGUACAACAAUCGCACCAAUUUCUGCUAUUUUCUUCAAGGUUUUUCCUACUCGGACUCGCUCCACUGGGACAUGUACAAUGUGACGAUAGCCGAGGCGAACUGCAAGAAAAUGGACGCACAUUUGGUAUCGAUUCACUCGGAAGAGGAGAACAACUUUGUGUUGGAUCUCGUGCACUCGAAUGUAAAAAAUGAGUCGUCGGCAGCUCCCGAUCACAAUCCCUGCGGCUAUCUGUACGCGAAGAUCGGUCUUUAUGGGAAUGGCUUGGUCGGGAGUGGGAGUUGGACUGACGGGACGCCAGUCGAUUGGACUCCUUUCGCCACUUCGCGUGGCUCCUACUGGCAUUUUGCGAUUGUCAACGACGAUUAUUGUGACUCGAAAGAAUGGAUUGGCGAUGAGCGACUCAGUGCUCGUUUUGUUUGCAAGAAACCCUCGACGAGUCAAACAACGAAAAAACAA
Messenger RNA from Mesorhabditis belari, 942 nucleotides. Lineage: Eukaryota; Metazoa; Nematoda; Chromadorea; Rhabditida; Rhabditidae. The record is from the annotation of a GenBank genome assembly.